UGAUUGGGCAAUCCCCAUAGCCUGAGAGGGAUUCCAAGGCUUCUGAUUGGCUACGUCGCACCCUCUUCCUCCUCCCGAGGAGGUGCCGGAGCAGCGUUGCUUGGGGCUUCUUUCUCUCUGCCGCUCCUUCUAAGCUGAGUCGGUUCCUCGAGCAAAGAUGUGGCUCUUCAUCGCAGUGACAGUCUUGGUCCAAGGUCUUGUAACUCCAGAAGAACUUCUGGACAGGAGAAAUGCGGAUCCAGAAACAGCUAUGAAUAUUAGUGAAAUUAUUACCUUCAAUGGAUAUCCUAAUGAGGAAUAUGAAGUGGUGACAGAUGAUGGGUAUAUUCUCAUUACCAACAGAAUCCCUCAUGGGAAAAUGAGUCCUCCAACCAAAGAUCCCAAGCCGGCCAUCUUUCUGCAGCAUGGUUUACUUGCUGAUGGUAGCAACUGGGUGACAAACUUGGACUACAACAGCCUGGGAUUUAUGCUCGCUGAUGCUGGCUAUGAUGUUUGGCUGGGGAACAGCAGAGGAAACACUUGGUCUAGGAAACACGUAAACUACACAGCAAGUGAAGCAGAGUUCUGGAUGUUCAGUUAUGAUGAAAUGGCUAAAUAUGACCUUCCAGCUACAAUCAACUUUAUCCUGAAUAAAACUGGGCAGGAGCAAAUAUUUUAUGUUGGCCAUUCCCAGGGCACCACAAUGGCUUUCAUUGCAUUUUCAACAAUGCCACAGGUAGCCAAAAGGAUAAAAAUGUUCUUUGCACUUGCUCCAGUCGCCACAGUGAAGUUUUCGUCCAGUCCGUUGGCCAAGCUUGGUAUGCUUCCAGAACUGCUGUUCAAAGAAAUAUUUGGAAGCAAGCAGUUUUUCCCCCAGAACUCAAUUAUGAGAUGGCUUGCAACCCACUUUUGUGACCGUUUCUUACUGGAUGACCUUUGUGGCAACAUUUUUUUUCUGUUGUGUGGGUUUAAUGAGAAAAACCUAAACAUGACUCGAGUAGAUGUAUACUCAACACACUGUCCCGCUGGAACAUCUGUCCAGAAUAUGAUUCACUGGAGUCAGGCUGUGAAGUCUGGGCAGCUCAAAGCUUUUGACUGGGGAAGCGAGGAAAAAAACAUGGCUCAUUACAACCAGCCAACACCACCUUUCUACAAAGUGAAAGACAUGACUGUUCCCACAGCCGUUUGGACUGGUGGCCACGACUGGCUGGCAGACUCAAAGGACAUAGCCCUCUUGUUGACUCAGGUCCCAAACUUAGUAUACCACAAGAAUAUCCCUGAAUGGGAACAUCUGGAUUUCAUCUGGGGCCUUGACGCCCCUCAGCGCAUGUAUAAAGAGAUCAUUCAGUUGAUGCAGAAAUAUAAGUGACGUGGGAAAAUGUAGAGCUGUGUGGUCCUGAAAUAUUUCUUCAGGAAACCAGCAUGGUCUAAUGCAGUGGUUCUCAACCUGUGGGUCUCCAGAUGUUUUGGCCAACAACUCCCAGAAAUCCCAGCUGUAAUGAUUUUUGGGAGUUGAAGGCCAAACAUCUGGGGACCCACAGGUUGAGAAUCACUGGUCGAAUGCUUCUUUUUAACGUAUACUUCUUGCACACCUACAGUGUUAUGCAUCUGUCUAUAUGCAAUCUAGCAAUACCUCAGGAAGUGGGAUUUUUGCACUGUUGUCAUGCCUGUAAACCCACAUAGCUUUAAUAGAGGGUAACUCAGUCAAUCUAUCUCCACACAACCACUAAUCUCACACAGUUAGGAGACUACAAAGUAAAACUGACAGAAUUCUGACGGGAAGACAGAGGUGGAGGAAAGGAAGAAUUUAUUAAAGCCCUGCCAACAUAGCUCUUGUCAAAACCAUGGCUAGUUGUUGUUUUUCCCUUUAGGACUAUUUGAGUUUAGGACUAUUUGGCAUUUGGGAAAGUACUUUGAAGCACAUUCUUUGACCUACUCAGGAAAGGACUUUUAGCAAGUGCUUCCAGUACAAAUCAAGCCCACUUUCAUUUGUUGUAGAACUGGUAUGUUGUGUUACAUUUUUGAAAAUAUUUUUUUGUGCGUGAUUAGGUGUUAAUCCCAUAAAAUACAGGGAAUAUGUGUCCUUCCAGAUAUUGCUGGAAUGCAGUUCCCAUCAGCCCUAGCCACUAAUAGCCAAGAGAAGAUUGAGAUGUGGAGGUACACAGACAUAGAAUGUGUAACAUUUUACUGCUGAAGAACAGAUAUAUUGGGGUGGGAACCAUGCAGACUAGGGGCAGGUCCUAUAGAGCCCCCCACCCAACACAUCCAACAUCCGGAAUAAAAUUAGUUUUUAAAAAUCACAAUAUUUGGCCGAUGAACACCUCUAGACAACAUGGUUUUACAUUUAAACUAUUUUAUACUUCCUGCUUCCGAACAAGUAAACGUUUUCCACAAAAAGGAAUGGAAGUGAUUGUAAUUUGACUUCUGGAGGACUAAAUGGUAUGUGCAGCCUCUGAAGAAUCAGAAAGAGUCCAAAAUGGCCCUGUGACCCACAAUCAGUGUUAGUGAGACAUCAAAAUUCUAGCUUUGGGAGCAAAUGGCUAUGUUACUCUUCCAAUGUUUCUUAGAACUUCUAAAGAUGGUGACUGCUGUUUCAAGAGCGACAACCUGAGUAAUUUACAAGCUAAGAAGCUUUACUUUUAGCAACUUUUACUUUGCACUCUUCAACGUGUAUCUGUUUCUCUACUGAUGAACUGCACUGCAAGGCAUAGAUUGGCUGGCGACUACCAAAGAUGUGGUGUUCUGUGCUCUUUGAUGUUCUUUUAUCUGCACUGCAAUUAAAUUAACUACUGGAAAUAGGGAGUUGACCCUGUUAAAAUAUUUGAUAGCAAUCUCUGAAUAAAUGUUUUUUUAUAA
Messenger RNA from Anolis carolinensis (green anole), 2835 nucleotides. RefSeq names its product lipase A, lysosomal acid type (gene lipa). The transcript is spliced from 10 exons. Gene Ontology annotation, molecular function: hydrolase activity, acting on ester bonds. NCBI's taxonomy places the organism in Eukaryota, Metazoa, Chordata, Lepidosauria, Squamata, Anolidae. The coding region runs from base 158 to 1348 and encodes 396 amino acids. The record is from RefSeq and is a predicted model, not a curated record.